ACUACUCCCGAUGAAGCUUCCAUUGUUCUUCCUUGGCCUCAUGGGCCUUGCAGCGGCCACCCCAAUGGGGCUUGAGACCCGUCAGUUCAGUUCUGGAAACGAACUCCGCGAUGGCUCUUGCAAGCCCAUCAUCUUCAUCUUUGCGCGCGCAUCCACGGAGCCGGGUCUCCUUGGUAUCUCAACUGGUCCGGCCGUUUGCAACAACCUCAAGAUGGCCAAGGCCGGCCAAGUCCUCUGCCAGGGCGUCGGUCCCGCCUACACAGCCGAUUUGAUGUCCAACGCCCUGCCCGAUAACACUUCCCCAGCGGCCAUCAACGAAGCCAAAUCUCUCUUCAACCUUGCUGCAUCCAAGUGUCCCAACAGUCAGAUCCUGGCCGGUGGUUAUAGUCAAGGAACAGCAGUGAUGGACGACUCCAUCAAGGAGCUCGACGACAGUGUCAAGGAUAAGAUCAAGGGUGUGGUCCUCUUCGGCUACACCCGGAACGCCCAGGAACACGGCCAGAUCCAGAACUUCCCCAAGGACAAGGUCAAGAUCUACUGCGCCGCCGGCGACAUGGUCUGCGACGGCACGUUGCUCGUGCUUCCCGCGCACUUCUCGUACAUUGCCAACACCGGCGAGGCCUCGCAGUGGCUGGAGUCGCAGCUGGGAACCACCUCUACGUCCACUACGUCGUCCGGGACCACUGGCUCGAGCACCAGCAGCGGAAGCUCCGAGUCAUCCGCCGCUUCUUCAGGAUCUUCCGGGCUGUCUGGGCUUGGCGGGCUGAGCUCGCUCUUCGGUGGCGGUAGCAGUGGGUCGAGUGACAGCUCGAGCGGACUGGGAUCGUUCUUGUAGGCGAUUUCUAGCCAACCUGGUGAGGAAGUAGGGCAUUUGAGCGGGGAAGUUGGGAUAGGGAAGCUUGUGGUCAACGAUUGGGUGUUGGGCUGGCUGGGAAAUGUUCUCGAGGCGUUCUGUUUCUUCUUCUUAUUCUUCCUUUUCUUCAUUCCUUUCUCAAGCUCUGAUCUAUUGAGUGAUUUUCUGGUUAGGUUUGAUGAUAGCAGGUUCUAUCUUGAAUGAUAACAUAAAUU
Aspergillus aculeatus ATCC 16872 is the source of this 1068-nucleotide messenger RNA. Its product is annotated as cutinase family protein. The transcript has 4 exons. Bases 11 to 835 code for a protein of 274 amino acids. The record is from RefSeq and is a predicted model, not a curated record. Gene Ontology annotation, biological process: carbohydrate catabolic process. Gene Ontology annotation, molecular function: cutinase activity. Gene Ontology annotation, cellular component: extracellular region. Lineage: Eukaryota; Fungi; Ascomycota; Eurotiomycetes; Eurotiales; Aspergillaceae.